This is a messenger RNA of Cydia pomonella (codling moth), 10845 nucleotides long. RefSeq names its product probable Rho GTPase-activating protein CG5521. Gene Ontology annotation, cellular component: cytoplasm; nucleus. Lineage: Eukaryota; Metazoa; Arthropoda; Insecta; Lepidoptera; Tortricidae. The transcript is spliced from 34 exons. Bases 154 to 5763 code for a protein of 1869 amino acids. Gene Ontology annotation, molecular function: GTPase activator activity. Gene Ontology annotation, biological process: regulation of small GTPase mediated signal transduction; positive regulation of GTPase activity. The record is from RefSeq and is a predicted model, not a curated record.
CAAAUGUAGUGUUUACGUCAACUUGCUUGAGGUUUCGUUUCUCUUAUGUCAAAAUGGGAGUGAAAACUCUCAAGAAAACAAUGUGAAAAGCGAAAUUUCUCAUUGUAAGGAUGAAGGAAAUAUUCGUUAUGAUCGUGUAAUACAUACAUCGAGAUGUUUACCAAGAAAUCUCACCAAGAUGUUAAGAAAUCAACAGUCAAAAUACAAGAUUCUAAAAAGGAUUCUGCAACCCGACUAAAACACUUAAAAAUUGUUUUAGAGCACAUCGACGCGGAUGAAGCCAAAACAUACUUUGAGGCCAACUUCAGCCAUGUCUAUUUUAUAUUGUAUGACAACUUUAUCCAAGCAGAAAAUAACCUUCGCCAAAGAGAACUUCCGUUCCAUCUUGUUCAUAAAGCCGGAAGAGAAGAGCUAGAAGGGGCCUUGUCCCUCCUAGAGAAAGUAUUAUGCCUGCUGCCGGAGCUGAUCGGGAAACGAUGGCAGUUGCACUCCUUGACCAGGAUCUUCUCCAAGCUCCUACAUAGUGGCAACUCGCAGAAGUUGCGAGCAGAAUCGAUAAGGUAUUUCCUGCUCUGGUAUCAAGCGCUCGGUGACAAUGCUCCAGUGGAAGUCCACAAGAUGUUCGCUUCGCUGGUACCAGGGCUGCCGGAACCUUGCAUACUACCAAGCGGAUCACCACUCAAAGGAAAACCUGACCCGAAUGCACCAAACGAUUCCGGUGACUUCAGCAUGGAGGAUAUACUGCACCAUCCGAAUUUUAGCUCGACCACAGAUAAUGCCAAAAAGGUUGUAGUGGAGCAAACUACAACAGGUUUCAUGGGGAAACUAGCGAAUGUUUCAGCAUCUAUUUUCCAUGAUACAAACGCUUUAAACCCAGUCCAGUGUGUGGAGGUUCAGCCGCUACUGCCGCCAAGUGCCAAUGAGAAAGCUAUUGACAAUGAAACAAAGCAUUUUUUUGAAAUACUACUGGAAGGAAUGGCGUCAUCGGUGACGAAGAUCCAUUGGAAGGACCGGUCGCACGCGAAGUGUAUGAGGAGUUUUGCGUUUUUGCUGGAGAGGUUUAAGAUGUAUUAUCUGCCUGUCAUCUGUCCACAAUAUAACAGCAAGAAUUCAUUGUAUAAACCGAAUUUAGAACUGCCAGUCCAACACAACAUACUCGACGACGACUACGUCUUAUGCCGCGUGAUCCUCAUCAAAUGGGUGGCCAACUACGCCCACUUCCUCAAGAAGACCGGAAGUGAUGGUGGCCAACCAUCAUCCAUGACCAGCACGGGGUCGCACGUGCCGCAUUCGAAUACUCCGACGCCGGCAGCGUCGUUGCAUCAUGAGGAAGAGACGUCGUUCACUGUGGGGCAACCUUCAGACUCUAGCCGAGCUUCCUCUCAUGACUCUGCAUCUAAUACCCCGCAUCCUAGCUUGGAACCAGGUUGCCCAGCGGAAGAAUUAUGCAGCUCAGCAGUUGUCCGCGACGUGCUAUGCGGCUGGUCGCGCGAGCACGUCGACUUCACAGUGGAAGUACUGCGCCAAGCCUUCCUGUUGCCGUUCGCUCACGCCGGGGCCGCGCGUCGUGUCAUCGCGCUUUAUAAGGACUGGAUACAGAUGAACGUAUCCGAGAUCCCGCCGUUCCUGCUAGAAAACACAUAUGAGCCAAAUGAGCCGGCCGCGCCACCGCGACGACUCCGGAACGAUUCGUACCUUGGCGCCGUCGGCCGAGAUAAUGUUAUGGUGCGCGCCGGGCUUCAAAACGUUCUACAAGUAUUCAUGACGCAAGCGGCCAAUGUGUUCCUAGCGAGUUCCUCGCCAGUGGCGCCGCCUGGCGGGCUCGGACAGCAACAGCUGCUGGAAGAGCAGACGGACACGUGCAAGCGAGUGCUCAACAUCUACCGCUACAUGGUCAUGCACGUAGCCAUGGACGCCGGCUCGUGGGAACAACUAUUGCUGGUUUUGCUUCAAAUAACGUCGCUCGUACUUACCAAAGUACCACCAAAGAGAAAACAAGAAUCGCUAGGUGGAUUUUUAGCACCAGCGUUAUUCCAAACGUUAAUAGUGACGUGGAUAAAAGCGAAUUUAAAUGUGGCAGUCAAACAAGAGUUGUGGCAGAAUUUCAUGGAACUAUUGACUAGGUUGACGCACUGGGAGGAACUGAUAACAGAAUGGGCGAAAACAAUGGAAACCCUAACACGAGUGUUAGCCCGGCACGUGUACUCGCUGGACCUGUCGGAGAGCAGCGAGCCGCGCGGCCGCGGGCGGGACGGGCGGGACGGGCGGGAGGGGCGGGGCGAGCGCCGCGCCACGCCCGCGCCCGCGCCGCACAGGCAGGCGCCGCCGCCGCAGCAGCCCGAGGGACGGUCGCUUGGCAAAUCACCAAAGCUGUCGGCGGGCGCGACCCGACGAGCGGAGGCGGGCGCGCGGCGCCUCACGCGGGCGCGCUCCGACCCGCACCUGCACAAGCACGCGCCCACCCACACGCACACAGCAGAAGAAACCAAAGAACCGACCAGCAACAACAAACCCCGGAGAUGGUACUCACUUGACUCGCUGCGACACUCGUCGCAGCACGAAGAAAGAGACUCCGCCAGUGAAUCUCGGUCUCCGUCGCCAGCUCCAUCGAGCGGCGUGGAAAGCAGUUCGAUGAAGGAUUCGCCACUGCAGAUAGAUUUAGCGUCCGACGGCGGGAAUGUCGAAUGGUCAGAAAACGAAACGACAGACAGCUUAGCCGGGUCGGCCGGCGUCGGCGUCGUGAUGGGCGGCGGCGCCCGCGGCUGGCUGCCCGACGUGGCCGCCGUCAUGUGGCGCCGCAUGCUGGCCGCGCUGGGCGACCCCAACCUGCUGCGCGACCCGCAGGCGCACAAGAACCUCUACAAGUACCUCAUACACCUCAACACUACUCUACUGAAGAUAAGCCAAAACCAGACGCUAAAUGGCAACACCGAGAUUCACGUGCCCUUCAACCUGGUGGCAGGAUGGUGCCUCGAGGCGGAGGCGCUGCCGCCUUCACACAGGGCUGGCAAACUCCUGGCGCUACGACUAUUGUGCGAGAGCACGCAAGCGCAAGCCCAAGGUCCGGGCGCGCCGUCGUCGUGCAACAACCGGCUCCAUCUCGCACACCUGCAUCUGUACCAGCGCGCGCUCCACCACGGCCUGACGGGCGAGGAUCGCUCUGUGGUCGACGUGCUGGUCGAGUACGCCGCGCCCCGCUACCUGUCCCUGGCUCUCGACGGCUACUCGCUGCUGCUGCUCGACUUCGUGCAUGCGUCCACGGUCGUGCUGAACUCCUCCGACAUGGGGCCCACGUGUCCGCGAACAGCGGCGGUGACGUUCCUAGGCUCACUGCUCGCGCUACCCGACUCCCUAAUGAAUGCGCCCAUGUUACAACCGUACCCGCAUCAAUACAACACCGUCUCAUGUCCGGAUCUCAAGGAGCACGUGCUAAACAUAGUGGUCCGCGUGUGCCGGCGGGAGGGCGCGGCCGCGGCGCGCUGCUGCGGCGCGUGCGCGCUCACCGCCCACGUGUGCCGCCUGCUGGCCGCCCGCCAGCGCUGCCCGCGCCUGCCGGCCAUCGUCACCUGCCUGCUGCAGAUGCUCAUGAUGAAAAACAAGCACAUCGCGAAAGUGGUCAGCGACUGCAUACUGGUGUUAGCCGACUACACGGACCGCAUAGUUGAAAUGUAUCCGGGCCUCGCUGGUAAAAUAAUAAAGUGGAUCUGCGCAUGCUUGGCCCAACUCGCGAGCAGUAGCGGACGCGAUUCAGUGAAGCCUUUGGCUGGCUCGCUGCUCCUGUGUCUCGCCGAGUUCGCUGUACGGUGUGGCCCCACGUAUCUCAUGCAAGAGAAGGAGGGUGACCAGACGCUGUUGCUUAUCAUAUUUAAGGUGCUAUACGCAGUGAUGAGAGGAGCCAACACCGAUAUAGAAGGUCUGUCAUUACCUGUGGACGAGGACUUUGACCCCAACAUCCAACCUGGACAAGACAAUCUAGGCCAGAAAACGGCUCCUGCUUCCACCAUAGAUGUGAAGCUGUGGGCGCAGACGAUCUGCACGCAACUAGUGCUGUUCCUCGGCCACUGGCCUCUGUGGAGCAGCUGCCAGCUCUCGUGCGGCGUGGGCGAGCAGCACGACAGCUCGCCGCCGCUCGGGCCCGAGCUGGGCGCCGCCGUGCUGUCCGCGCCGCACAUCCAGCUGCUGCGGCUCAGCGACGCCACGCUCGCCUCGCUGGUCGAGCUGCCGGCGCUGCCGCCGCCUCCGCCCGCGCCCGGUCUAGCGACAUCAGAUCGUCAGGUGCGCGUUCUACUCCGCGACAUCGCGGGAAAGGCGUGCUGGGACGCCUCAGCAUUGUACUACGAUCCUACCUACAGCGCGGAACAAGAACCCGAACCGUUGCCUUUACCUGAGAGCGUGGAGAGUCCGCGGGAUAACACGUUGUCAUCAUUGCCGCCGCCGUUACCGCCGGAUCUACUGCCAGACUACCAGAACUGUCCGCCAGAUAAACACCAGUUGGAUCAUGUGUUGGCGUAUAUCGGUCACACAUCACCAGAAGUAGUAGACGGUCGAAGGCUGGACGAGGCGGGGCCGUCUCCGCUGCCUCCGGGAGCCGAAGACGAACUGGUGGCCGCGCUGGUCGCGCACCGGAACGCCGAGCGUCACUACCUCGCCUCUAGAGACAGUGACGAGGAGCUAGAAAUACCGGAGAGAACCGACAGCGGAUCGGCGGGCCCGUUCUCGCAAUGCCGGCUGCUACUGGCGCAGUUGGGCACGCUGGCGCCGUCGAGGCGCGCGCACGCUCAGCUGCUUCGCCGCUCUGAGCGCCUGCUGCGAGAACUGCGGAAUUUGGACGCGCAGAGGUGUCGAGAGACUCACAAGGUAGCGGUGAUUUACGUGGGAAAAGGGCAGGAGACUCGCAACGAAAUUUUAUCGAACCGCUGCGGCAGCCCCGCCUACGAGGCCUUCCUGGCUGCCUUAGCGUGGGAGGUGGAGCUGGAGAGCCACGUGGGCUUCACGGGCGGGCUGCGCGGCGGCGGUGGCGCCACGGCGCCCUACGUGGCCACGCUCACGCUCGAGGCGCUCUUCCACGUCGCCACGCGCAUGCCCGCCGACACGCCCGACGCUAUACUCAACAAGACACGGCAUCUCGGCAACGACGAGGUCCACGUAGUGUGGAGCGAGCAUUGGCGAGCUUACAAGAGAGACACGCUGCCCACUCAGUUCUGCGACGUGUUGAUCGUGCUGUACCCGCUGUCGGCCGGCUUGCUGCGGGUCACCGUCUCGAGGAAGCCUUCAGUGGCGGUGUUCGGGCCGCUGUGGGAGGAGGGCCUGGUGAGCGUGGAGUGCGGCGCGGCGCUGGUGCGCGGCGCGGCAGCGGCGGGCGGGCGCGCCGUGCGGGCCACCAUGCCGCUCUACCAGCACGCCUACUCCGAGCGCGCGCGCAGCCUGCAGCAGCUCGUGCAGCACCACACGCAGCCCGCCACCUUCGAGCACUUCGUGGAGCGCGUGCGGGACCCGGUGCCCGCCGUCACCCAGCCGCAAGAGCAAAACACCGGGCGCCUAGCGGCAGCGCUGCUGGACGCGGGCGCGGCGGCGUGGGGCGGCGGCGGCGGCGGCGGGGGCGACGCCCUCACCGUGUCGCCGCGCGCCGGCAAGCGCCUUGGGCCCUUCCGCCGCCCGCCGCACCCGCCGCCCGCCGAGCCCGCGCCUGCGCCCGCCGCCGCACCCGCGCCCGCGUCCGCGUCCGCGUCCGCGCCCGCGCCCGCGCCCAGGAAGCACCGGUGAGCGGCGGCUUUGUACCACACGGUUACCUUCUGCUGAACCUGAACACCUAACCCUAGGGCCGAGAGGGCCAUGACCCGGGGCGGAAGGCUGCAAAAGGCCACAAAACAGGCUUUUUAUCCUUAAAUGAACAUUAUCAUCACUUAAUGAGGCGCGAAUCGUAUUGGCCCAGGGCGCCAAAUAUUUAAAUACGCCUCAACACCGGAACGAAGUUUCUUUGAACGUAUCGACAGAAGUACAUCCAAAUCGAAGUAACUAUUAACAGCCCUCCCUUCGACUGUUAACGACCUGCUAAAAUGGGAUCGGCGAAGAUUUACACGACUCAAAAUAAUCUGUGCGAUGUGGCUACAACAAAAUAUACAGUAAAACGACAGCUUGAGUUAAGUCUGAUGGAAGCGCCGCUACAAAAUAUGGAAGGUAGAGGUAAGGAAUGAAAUCUCUAUAGGCAGAACUGAUGCAAAAGUGUCCAGCUGUCAGCUAUAAAUAAUAGUUCUAAAACUCCAGAGUAGCUAAAAACCUAAACGUUAUUAACGCUGUCUAUGUUUUGAAAUUUUUUUUUUUCAAAUAUUCUAGGUGUUGUAGCGCCACCUAUUUAAGGUUUUAUGAUGACACACUUUUUGGUACAUGGAGAUUUCGUUCCUUACCUCCUCCUUCCAUACUACAAAGGACAGAUGAUUUUGACACUAUAUGACAUUUGACAUUUUCAAGCUUUUUAUUAUAUCCAAUGGGACUACACUAACACACUACAGUCUGUUCUUUUAUUCUGUAGACUAAAAUGACAACCACAAAUGUCAAACGUAGAAAUAAUGUGACCAGCUUAAAACAAAUAAUGCUGAUCAUUGAUUUCGGUUUGUGAAUAACCGAUAAAUAGAAAAAUAAUUUUAGAUUCAAAAUAAACAAUUAAUGAAAUCUACUCACUACAUCAUUGGAAGUAAACAAUAAAUAAAAUCUACCCACUACUAAUCCACUCAAACAUUUAAAAAUUGCAUUAUGAGCUUCGAGGUGACUGUUACAAUAAAAUCGCUUUUAAAUAUUAGAAAUAUUGUGUUUAGACCUGGAUACAAACUUUCGUCUCAAAAUGGUGUUACAUGCCUAUAUAAGUAACUCCCAAUAGUUUAUUUUUGGUCAGUACCGGUUGUAGCACAUCACUAUUUAUAAGACGUAAAAAACCAGCAACAUAUGAAAUGUCAUUUUAGUCUACGGGAUAAAAAAAUAGACUAUAAAUGAUCACCCUCACGCUUGGCCUACCAAUUUAUUAUCCAAUUAAUUAAAUCCUUUUAUAACGUUGUUAAAAGAAAUGUAUCUAAUUCUGUUUAAACAAAUCAUGUAAACUUUAGUAUUCUAAUAAGUUUUUAGCUUUAAAUUACCCUUUAUUGCUUGUACUCUCUAACAGUACUAACUUAAUGAAAUGCAUAUAAAUAGGCCAAACAACAAGUGCUCAAAAAGAGUUAUAGAGGGAAAUGCUUGGAACACAAUUUUUCACUUCAUAACUUUGUUUGGACUAGUUAGGUGGUGAACACAGCAAAAGUCCCCGGCCGUAGCCCUUGAGCCGAAGGGGAGAGGGGGGUUUGAAGACCCCAUUUUUCGGUUUUUCGAUUAUAUCUCGAAAACUAUGCAUCUUAGCGACAGGGCCACUAAUACAAAAUAAAAAUCGAUUAAAUUUUUUACAAAUUUUAUUUUGUCAAGUUUUUCAAUAUCAUAUAUAGUUUUUGAGAUAUCCACUCUUGAAAGUUUAUUUAGGGCUCUCAAUUAGUGAUACUGCUAGGCUAGGUUUAAACGUGAAGAGGAGUUUAAAGAAAAAAGGUAUUUGUUUAAAGUUUAUAAUUUUUACUUCAGAAUAGUGUCAAUGUGACACCAUAAAUGAAUUCAGCAUCCCCGAAACACUGUCUAUGACCGUAAUAUGAUAAGAUUCAUAUACUAGCCGUGUCUUAUCCAACCUCGACAUUGGCAGAAUCAUCAACACCUUGAUGGAGCCAUAACACGAAAAAUUGAUUGAUUUAUACGAACACGAUACCAAACACGGCUUAGCACUCCUAGCAGCUGCACUAAUCAAGAUAUCUCAAAAACUAUACAAGAUAUCGGAAAACUUGACUAAAUAAAACUUGUAACAAAUUUAAUCAACUUUCAUUUUGUAUACGUGACGUGAACAUGUCGCUAAGACGCAGUUUCCGAAAUAUAAUUAAAAAUAAAACGAAAAAUGGGACCUUCAAACCAACCAAAGCAUUUCCCUUUAUACCUUAUUGCUUGGCCUAAAAUUCUUUAUUAUGUUUUACUUCUAUCCUAUGUAUUUCUUGUGAAAUAGCGCUGUUAACUCUAUCCGCCGCGCAUGUUAAAAUAACUGAAAUUAUAACCGACAAUAAUGCCAAAACUUAUGCUAAACUAGGCAUAAUCAAUUGUCACAAUUUUUUACUUCUUCAACAGAGUGUCCCGACAACCUGUCCUGUGAAUAUUGCACGUUGCACUGCCAUCGAUCGUUCUGUGCCGUUUGCAUGAAACACCAAACUAUACAAGUACUUUAACUCACCUUGUUUGUAUGAAAUCGAUUGCUUUUCUUAAGGAUUACACAUGUCAAAAUGGACAAAUGCCCAAAUGCAUGUGCAAAAUCUUCACCAUCACUUAAAAACUGGACAGUUUUAAGUAAAACUAGCACUGUGAAGGUCUGUGCACACUGGAUGCGUGUGCGUUGUAAUAUACAGAUCCUUAUGAGAGACGGCACACCGCUUACACGGCUCUGCCUGAUAUUACAGGCAUGAGAAUUCAGGCCUAUAUGAUGUUAUAUUUCAUCACUACUUCGGAAAGCUCGUAUCUACAAAUUGUAGGAUAAGACGUGAGUACAUAGGAAAAGAAACUUAGGGCUGUUUUAUAGACCUCAUCUCGUUAUAAUGAGAUUUGCAAAUCGUCACCUAGGCGUACCCAUUGUAUGAGCUUAAUCUGUAUUUAUUAUCUAUUUUAAAAUAUUACAUAAUAGAUAUUUUCGAAGUAACAACGAUUUGCUAGUGUAUUGAGAUCUGUGGCACAAAAUAUAUAUUUAUUUAUUUUGCUAUAUUAUCUUUAAAUCACUGUGAUUUAAAAGGUAAUCAUUUGUGUCAAUUUUGAUGAGAUUUCUGUGAGAAAUUAAAUCAGAAUGCAAAUAUGAUUGAUCUGAUCGCCUUCAGCGGGGCCGUAGUGAGAAGACCUAUAAGGCGAAUACUUUCAUCAUUCAACGUAUGUUUUUACUUCCGCCUUGCCUUCAUAAAACCACAUAACAUCUAUAUGUGACAUUCAAAAACUCGAUUUAUUUGUUUACUACGAGUAUAUUUUCAAGUUCAAGUUUAAAACUGGUUUUUACAGUACAUAUGGGGCUACUUUAUAGCACUAGUGCGAGAAGUAGCAUAUUACGUUACUGUGUCGAACAUUUAAAGGGCCAUAUGUACUGUAAAACGUUGUACGAUACAUGUGCGAAUAGGUAAUUCGCAACUCAUGUCGAUUUAAAACACUCCCUUCGGUCGUGUUUUAAUUUAUCGCCACUCGUUUCGAAUUUCCUAUUUUUCGCACUUGUAUCGUAAUGUACUAUUUCAUGUCACAUGUUAAUGCGACCCUGUCGCCGAGGCGCUCAAAUCAAGUAGUGUUUGUAUUAUGCAUGCCUCGAGAUAAUAAAAUGUAUUAAACAAUAAAAUAAAGAUUCUGCUUAAAACUGUUCUGAAACUAAAAGUUGAAAAUCAUUUUAGUGAUUUUAUUCGUCCAAUAAGAGAUUAGUAGUAUUGCAGACUUAAUGAAUUUUUCAUGUACUUAAUUAAUUAUAAGCUUAAGAAGUGUAUCUCGCAUUUAAAUAUGUAGUGUUGAUGUUUGUAAAAUAUUUUUCAUGUAUUCAAAUUCGUCACAAAUAUUUGUGACAUAUUUAACAAACAUUUAACAUUCCAUUGACGUUCUCUGUAUAUAAUGUACACUAGUUGUAGAGCUUUAACGUUUCUAUUCUAGGAAUUUAUUAUUUAUGUUUACUAAUUUUACUUUUAAUUUGCACAUUAGAGUUACGUACUUGACGAAAAUUAUGUUAUUUAUUUAUGGAACAUUUAACUGAUUUCUCUUUUUAAAGGUAUUAAAAUGGAGCACAUGUUGUUUUGAGUUUAUGCAUGAGUUAACUGAUAGCGCUUUCUCCUCAAGUACCAAAAGGCGCAGCUGUGAAUUCCUCAAAACUUUUACGGACACAUUUGAUAUAUAGUACUAACGAAAAUUGCUUUACUGAAAUGUCCUUCUACGGUCUCUUUCCCGUCUAUGCUGCCUUAAAUAGUAGAUUUCCGAACAACGAACCUCCACCGCCUAACACUGAUAAUUUUUGAGGCUACUCUGCCUGAUAUCUGUUGUAUUAUUAUUUAUAGUAUUAUGUUAUUCACAUUGUUUUACAUCUAUUAAAAUUAUUGUAACUCUUUCUAGUUUACCAUCUAAUGCUUCGUGAAUUUUGACUAAUCUCUAAGAAUAUCUAGGUAUGGCUUUCAGUAUGUUCUUUUGGCUUGUGAGAAAUUUUUUGGUAUGUUGUUAUUUUUGUACUAGAUGUUGUCAUUGGUGCUUUUAUUACAAAAAAUCUAAAACUACAUUCCGCACUAGGUAGCUUGUCUUAUAAUAUGGAAAUGCUAAAAUAUAAGGAAUAAAAUAUUGUUUAUGUCGACUUAUUUAUCUGUGAAUCUGUAUAUAUUUCAUUGCUUCAUAUUGCUUGCAUUUACUUCACACACAGUUAGCCUCAGUUAAUUGAUGUAUAAUUUAACAGAAAGCAUUCCAUCUCAAAUAUCUAGUGUCUGUUCUUACCCUGUACUUUCCACUUACCUAAUUUUAAUCAGUAUUUUUAUAGAUGUUAAGACUGACACAAGAUUAUGUAUUGUAUUGAAAUCACUAAGUAUUAAUUUAAAUUGUUAUUUACAUUAUUUAAAAUGUGGUGGUUAUUACACUGUUAAAAUUAUAACUAAUUUAUUAUUAUCAUUGAAUUCCCGAAUUCAAUACUUGUCACGUAAUUUAGAAGAAAUAAGUAUUCAAGAUAUUAACCCACAGACAUUAUGUAUGGUAACCAACAUUUUUAUAUUUAACGCAAUGUAAAAAUAAAGUUUUUGUUAAACU